This is a messenger RNA of Cuscuta epithymum, 490 nucleotides long. The record is from the annotation of a GenBank genome assembly. Lineage: Eukaryota; Viridiplantae; Streptophyta; Magnoliopsida; Solanales; Convolvulaceae.
GGAUAUCAGACCACUAAAUUUGACAUUUUCAAGAGAAUAGAUGAUGAUACUAGUAACAAUGAGGGAUGGUCUAGGGUGAAUGAUUUGGGAGAUUAUGUGUUGAUGCUUGGACUUAAUUCUUCUGCGUGUUUGCUACCCCAUGGUUUCCCAGACACAAAAGGAAAUCGCAUUUACUAUACAAAUGAUAAGAUGAGAUUCGAAACUAGGUUUAAUGAUUAUGAUAUUGGCUAUUUCAGUGUGAAAGAUGGAACCGCUCAUCAGAUAGUUCCCUGCUCUGUUCGUACUUCUCUCCAUUCUGAUCUUGUCCCUCCUUUCCCCUUUUGGGUUUUAUAUAAUCACUAGUUUCAUGAAGCGUGUUGCGUGAUAGGAAAUUGUCCAAUAAGAUUUGUAUGGCAUUAGUUUGAGUAUUAGGAUACUCUUUUUUAUAUGAUUUUUAAAUGAACUGUAUUGUUACCCGUACUCAGAAUCCCAACAGUGGAUUUAAAUUAUA